Molecule: messenger RNA, 687 nt
Organism: Symbiodinium natans
Lineage: Eukaryota; Dinophyceae; Suessiales; Symbiodiniaceae
Source: the annotation of a GenBank genome assembly
AUGGCCGACUUCGAAGUUCUGCGAGGUGCCAGUGCCUCUGCUUUGCGAGUGAGGCUCCAAGGCACGGCCGCCGUGAAUGCUGAGAGCGACGCGCUGGUGUCGAAGACCCACAAUGUCGAAGUUUGUGCCAGUUUAGGCAGUGGCCUCGGUGGGCUUCUUGGUGGUGUGGCCAGGAGCUUGCUGACCAACGAAUCCUUCUUCUUACAGACCCUGCAGUGCAAAGGAGGUUCUGGCGAAGUGCUGGUGGCACCGGAGGACCAGGGAGAUAUUGCGAUCGUUCAACUGCCAGGUCCGAAUCUAUCUGCAGUCUUGGUGACCAGUGGCGCUUUUUUGUGUGCAGAAACUGGGAUAGACACGAGCACUCGAGUGCAGCGUGCGUCACAGGGCCUCUUUAGCGGAAGCGGCUUCUUUCUCAUGCGAUGCAGUGGCCAUGGGAAACUGGCCAUGAGCUGCUUUGGUUCUUGUGUCCGAUAUGAUUUGCAACCCGGAGAAUGCCGAGAAGUGGACAAUGGGCACCUCGUUGCAUGGGGGGAGUCUGUUAGCUAUAGUGGAACUCUGCUCGGAAUCUGCGUUUUUGCUUGUUUUGUCGGUGUCAUCGUGAUCGUGUUCCUCGCCGUACUAUUUGCCUCAGAUCAGCCGCAGCUGGAACCCCGUCGGCGCUCGAGGAGGCUAUCGGACGAAUUCUGA